AUGUCCGAAGAGGAGUUCGUUGCUCACGAGAAGAGCCUGGUGAAGAAACUCGAUUAUACACUCGUUCCCAUGGUCUGGCUCUUGUAUCUUUUUAACUAUCUCGAUAGAAACAACAUUGCUCAAGCCCGAUUGAGCUCAUUUGAGAAGGAUCUUAGUCUCACUGGAAACCAGUUUAAUGUUGCUGUUUCCGUCCUUAACAUUGGCUAUAUGUUGAUGCAGCUUCCCAGUAAUAUGCUCAUAACUCGUACUCGGCCCGGUAUUUACAUCCCUGCUUGUACAGCCCUGUGGUCGAUCGUCUCAGCCGCCACUGCUGGGGCCAGCAACUAUACCCACCUCCUCGUCAUCCGCUUCUUUCUCGGCAUCGCGGAAGCCCCAUUCUUCCCUGGAGCCAUGUAUCUUCUAUCUUGUUGGUAUCCACGAAAGGAACUAGCAUUGCGCACUGCUGUUUUAUACUCUGGUGUCCUUCUCGCCACAGCAUUCUCUGGGCUCAUUGCUGCCGGCGUGCUCUCGGGCCUAGAGGGGGCAAGGGGCAUUGCCGGUUGGCAGUGGCUGUUCAUCAUCGAAGGAGCGGGCAGUUUUACGGCAGCGCUUUUGGCAUUUGUGCUACUUCCGGACUUUCCGGGACGAAAGUCAGGUGUUUCCAAGUGGUUGCUCACAGACUCUGAGCAAAGGGUCGCUAUUGAGCGCAUCCGAAGAGAUCGAGUUUCUGUGCCAGAGGCAGACACAAGUGUUCGGAACGGGCUGAAACUUGCAGUGAAAGACCCCCGUACUUGGGUGUUCGUGGUUAUGUUAACAGCGAAUCACUCAGCCUACGGUUUCAACAACUUCUUCCCCACCAUCGUCAAGGGCUUCAAGCUUGGAAGCAAUACCUUGACCCUCAUUCUGACGGCGCCGCCGUACCUUCUUGCCACUCUCGUAGCAUUCACAACAGCCUGGUCUUCCGAUCGUCAUAAAGAGCGCGGAUUCCAUAUUUCCGUGCCGCAAGGCGUCGCAUGCGUUGGGUUCAUCAUCUCAGUCUCAACGAUCAACAUAGUCGCUCGUUAUUUUGCCGCAUUUCUUUAUAUCUGUGGAUGCUUUUCUUCCAACGCCAUGGUCUUCUCGUGGGCUAGCUCCACGCUGAACCAGACUCCAGAAAAGAGGGCUUGUGCAACAGCCAUCAUCAAUCUCCUUAGCCAAUUAGGCAACAUCUGGAGUCCCUACUUUUUCCCUUCAAAUGAUGGGCCUCGAUAUGUCAUGGCUAACCUGCUGAUGAUGGCUUCGUCAGCCGUAAGCAUUGUCACAUGCGUAACCAUGAAGAUCAUGCUUACUAGAGCAAACCAUAAGCUCAAGGGAGAGGGCAGAGAUACAAGCCUCUUCACUUUGUAA
Messenger RNA from Colletotrichum godetiae, 1365 nucleotides. RefSeq names its product major facilitator superfamily domain-containing protein. The coding region runs from base 1 to 1365 and encodes 454 amino acids. The record is from RefSeq and is a predicted model, not a curated record. Gene Ontology annotation, biological process: transmembrane transport. Gene Ontology annotation, molecular function: transmembrane transporter activity. NCBI's taxonomy places the organism in Eukaryota, Fungi, Ascomycota, Sordariomycetes, Glomerellales, Glomerellaceae. The transcript is spliced from 6 exons. Gene Ontology annotation, cellular component: membrane.